UAUAGGAAGGAAAAUAUCGUUCCAUGUUUUUCCUAAAGAGGAGUCAGUCCGGAAGAUGUGGUUAGUCCGCAUCAGACGAGACGAGGGCUCGCUGUUCAAGAUUACAAAUUGCACAUAUGUGUGCUCAGAACAUUUCUCCUUGGACAAUUUCAAAAGGACUCUAACAGGAAUAAGAAAGCUGAAGGAGGGAACAGUCCCCACUGUGUUCCAGUGGAAUAAUGCAAAAGCUGAGAGACCUCCUCCCAAAAAACGUCCAUUUGUCCUAGACCAUCAACUUCAAGAAAAGCAUAUGAAGCAUGCUGAUGCUGCUCCUGCAGAUGGGGAUGAUAUUCAUCAGCCUAUUCCUAGUCAGGACCAUGACUAUGUGACAGACCCUCUUCCGCUGUCGGAUGCAGAGAAGCUGGAGCUCUCAACACAGUACAUUGCAACGCUUGAAGCUAGGCUGCAGGCAAAAAUUAAUCAAAGGUUUUGUAUUGAGAGGUUUAGUACUGAUGAAUAUACUUUAAAUAUGUAUACAGGUUUUAAGUCAUAUGCCUGUUUAAAAGCUGUGUUUGAGAGUCUCCAGCCAACUGCUUUUACAAUGACACGCUGGAGUCAGAUUCAACGUAAGAGGUUAGGUGUUGACAGUAAGGAAGAUCCUUUCCGCUGUGAAACACUUCCUCUUAUUGACCAGUUUUUUCUAUUUCUAUGUCGUAUUCGGCAAGGUCAUAAUGAGCAUGAUCUUGCUAUCCGUUUUGGAGUCUCUACUAGUACAGUAAGUAGAUUAUUGAUAACAUGGGUAAACUACUUGUAUUUUAUGUUGGGAAGCUUGCCCAUUUGGCCUUCAAAAAGCAGAGUGAAUGCAAAUAUGCCUGAAUGUUUCAAAGUCACAUACCCUAACACCAGGGUGAUCGUGGACUGCACAGAGUUGCGUGCCCAAACCCCUAGUGCUAAGGUAUUGAAUUCAGAAACUUAUUCCAAUUACAAGUCGCACACAACCUUUAAGGGUUUAAUUGGUAUAACACCUUGUGGUGCAAUCAGUUUUAUAAGUGCAUUACACACUGGUUCCAUUUCAGACAAGGAAAUCACCAAAGUGUCAGGAUUGAUAGACCUUCUUGAUGUCGGAGAUGAGGUGAUGGCUGACAAGGGAUUCCUGAUACAAGAUCUCUUGCAGAAAGUUGGUGCUAAAGUUGUAGUUCCACCUUUUCUCGGUUUGAAGGGUCACUUUUCAAAAAAAUGAAGUUAAAAACACACAUGAAAUUGCCAGAUUAAG
This is a messenger RNA of Mizuhopecten yessoensis (Yesso scallop), 1252 nucleotides long. RefSeq lists its product as uncharacterized. NCBI's taxonomy places the organism in Eukaryota, Metazoa, Mollusca, Bivalvia, Pectinida, Pectinidae. Bases 56 to 1219 code for a protein of 387 amino acids. The transcript has 3 exons. The record is from RefSeq and is a predicted model, not a curated record.